AUGGAAACAGAUUCCAAGCCUCACAAGUAUCCCAUCGAUUGGGUACCUUGUCCGACAGUCACUUGGGUCAAGCUGGGGAUUGUGCAGGCGGCUCGAAUCAAAGCCGACGAAUUCUAUGCAAGGUCUAUCCGUGUGCUUCGGGCCACGAUCCAGAAUGGCGGAUGUGACGGUACUGAGGAUUGGCUCGUUGCCACGAUGGUCAUCCUUUGCUUGUAUGAGAAUCACCAGCCGAGCUAUAAUCCUGCGUCCGCUGCAGUACACGUCGCUGCAGCGGGCCAGGUGUUCCGCGAACGAGCAAGAAGGAAAAUGGAUGCGACAUCCAGAGGCUGGUGCCCGUCGAGCGCGCUGACGCGGUCGACUCUCGUCUUUGAUCGCAUCUUUACGGAGUCCUUCCUAUAUCAUUCCAUGCUGGUAUCUGUUCGGGACAAGAGUCUCUCACCACUUCAAGAUCCGACGCUCCGUGAUGUGUUCGACACUUAUUUCGAGCACUGUAGGCUUUCAGUGUCGCCGGAGCCGGAGAAUUGGCCAAUUUUCGGGAUGCCUUAUUCCCUCGUGCGGCUCUUCUCCGACCUCGUUGCCUCCCUCGACGAUUCGCCGAAUGCUUUCAGCAGUCGGAACCCCUCCAGCCUUCAAGAUAUUCUAAUUCAGUUGGAUACAUGGAAAAGCGACGCGAUGUUCCACAAUUACGGCCUCCACAUCACCCUCUACAUAUCGGCUGCAAAGCUCUUGGCUUAUUGCCACUUGUCUGCCUCUUCGCCCCCUUCACCAACAUCGGAAAAUUACUCCGUUCUCAUCCAGCACGAGCUAGAAGACUGCAUGGGUACGCUCGCCAGAAUUGAUUUUGCCGAAUCAGUUACGCGCUUCUUCAAUUGGCCUUUGGCGAUCAUUGACAAGGUGGUGCGAGAUCCUCGAGCGUCGCGCUUUGUCCAGCAGAAGCUCGCCGAAAUGGCUCUCGACGACCCAACAGGAAAGAAAGCUUACGACUGGGUCGCUGAAGGAUUUGAACAGAAGCUCAGUCCAGGACGUUUGACGAUGAAUCCGUAG
This is a messenger RNA of Fonsecaea multimorphosa CBS 102226, 1044 nucleotides long. RefSeq lists its product as uncharacterized. The coding region runs from base 1 to 1044 and encodes 347 amino acids. The record is from RefSeq and is a predicted model, not a curated record. The transcript is spliced from 2 exons. Lineage: Eukaryota; Fungi; Ascomycota; Eurotiomycetes; Chaetothyriales; Herpotrichiellaceae.